AUGGGUCAAGGUCGCCGUAUGAAGAAGCAGGGCAUUCCUGAGCCCCUCGACGAAUCGCUGGUGACGAGGAAGCGUAAAGAUGCGCCUGCGCCUGCCGAACCAGAGCGCAAGAAGAGAAGUAGGACAGCUGCAAGGGAAGCUAGAGAGGCCAAGGCGAAGGCUCAGCCAAAGACAAGAGUCGCUGGAAAGCCCGUAAAGACGGCUGCUGCUGUUGUCAAUGGAGCAAAGGCCAAAGCAAAGGCCGCAAAGGCUGCUCCGCCUCCACCGUCCGAUGACGAAGACGACGAAGAUCUUUCCGAAGACGACUCUGAAAUGAUGGACGAUUCCGAUAUCAACGUUACCGGACUCGAUGCGCUUGGUAGCGCGUCCGAAGGCGAAGAGUCAAUCGACGAAGACGAAUUCGACUCGGACAUUGUAGACUCAGAUACCAAUAUCAGGAAGGGUGCUGCGAUGUGGUCCGAAGAUGAGGACGACUCAGAUGCCGAGGAGAAGCUUACAGCAGCCAACAUUGCUGGACUUUCUAGGAAGUUGGACGAGCAAAAGGCGAUUGAAGAGGCCGAGGCGCAAGCUGAAUUGGAAGAGAACAUGCAGACCAAUAUUGUCGGAGAGAGGCCAAAGAUUCUCGAGGAUGAGGAGGACGAAGAUGGCAGGCCGAUUACGAACCUCGUCAAUCAGGACAUUCAAUUACUGAGGACAAGAUUGACCGAUACCAUUCGUGUUUUGGAUGAUUUCAAGAAUCUGGCUGAGGAGGGCCGAAGCAGGGCAGAGUACAGGGCAUCGCUUCUCAAGGAUAUCUGCGCUUACUACGGCUACUCCGAGUUCCUAGCAGACAAGCUUCUGAGCCUUUUCCCGCCUCGCGAAGCUCAAGCUUUCUUCGAGGCCAACGAAACCCCACGACCCAUCGUCAUCCGCACUAACACCCUCCGUACUCACCGAAGAGAUCUCGCACAAGCACUCAUAAACCGUGGUGUGCAACUUGAGCCUGUUGGCAAGUGGUCAAAGGUCGGACUUCAAAUCUUCGACGCACAAGUGCCGCUGGGUGCUACGCCGGAGUAUCUCGCCGGACACUACAUUCUACAGGCUGCUUCCUCGUUCUUGCCCGUCAUGGCUCUUGCGCCACAGGAGAACGAGAGAGUACUAGAUAUGGCUGCUGCUCCCGGUGGUAAAACAACACAUUUGGCAGCACUCAUGAAGAAUACAGGGUGCAUCUUCGCCAACGAUGCCAACAAAGAUCGUGCCAAGGGUCUGAUAGGAAACAUACACCGUCUGGGCGCAAGGAACGUGAUCGUUUCCCACUACUCGGCUUUGGAGUUCCCUAGAGUCAUGAGUGGCUUUGACCGUGUGUUGCUCGAUGCGCCUUGCUCCGGUACUGGUGUUAUCGCCAAGGAUGCUAGUGUCAAGACCAAUAAGACCGAGGCCGAUUUCAUGAAGCUGCCUCACUUGCAGAAGCAAUUGCUGCUUGCUGCCAUUGACUCCGUCAACCACCACUCCAAGACGGGCGGUUACAUUGUUUACAGUACUUGUUCCGUUACUGUCGAGGAAAAUGAGCAGGUUGUACAGUAUGCGCUUAACAAGAGGCCGAAUGUCAAGCUUGUUGAGACUGGUCUUACUUUUGGUAAGGAGGGUUUCACGAGAAUUGGUGGCAAGACUUUCCAUCCGUCGAUGAAGAUGACCAGGAGGUACUAUCCUCAUACUUACAAUGUCGACGGUUUCUUUGUCGCCAAGUUCAAGAAAAUUGGCCCUACACCACCUAAUGCAAUUGGCGCCAAUGAGGCUACCAAGACCAACGGUACAGGCAGCUCAGACACAACCACUGAGAUUGAAAUCAUUGAUCGUACUCCCAUCGGCGCCGACAGUGACGAAGAAUCAGAUUUUGGUGGAUUUGAUGAGGAAGAGGAUCAGAAGUACAUCGAGAAAGCUCAGGCCAAGUCGAUGCGCAAGAAAGGCAAGGAUCCCAGGGCUAUUGUACCAAAGGCGGAGAAGAGUACGAAUGGAGCAUCAAAAGAGAAGAAUGGCCAUGUGAGCGCAAAGGAGAAAGCGGGUCGCAAGGAGAAGAAGGGCGGCGGUGUUGAAGUUGCAACUGAAGUUGCGACAAAGGAAAAAUCUAAUGGUGUUAAGGCGAAAGAGACAAAGGUUGAGUCGAAGAAGGGGCGAAGAAAGAGUGGGGAAAAGAAGGGUAAGGCGUAG
Messenger RNA from Bipolaris oryzae ATCC 44560, 2187 nucleotides. RefSeq lists its product as uncharacterized. Lineage: Eukaryota; Fungi; Ascomycota; Dothideomycetes; Pleosporales; Pleosporaceae. Gene Ontology annotation, biological process: rRNA base methylation; maturation of LSU-rRNA. Gene Ontology annotation, cellular component: nucleolus. Gene Ontology annotation, molecular function: rRNA (cytosine-C5-)-methyltransferase activity; RNA binding. The record is from RefSeq and is a predicted model, not a curated record. Bases 1 to 2187 code for a protein of 728 amino acids. The transcript is spliced from 4 exons.